This is a messenger RNA of Gregarina niphandrodes, 1425 nucleotides long. RefSeq lists its product as hypothetical. The record is from RefSeq and is a predicted model, not a curated record. NCBI's taxonomy places the organism in Eukaryota, Apicomplexa, Conoidasida, Eugregarinorida, Gregarinidae. The transcript has a single exon. Bases 1 to 1425 code for a protein of 474 amino acids.
AUGGGUCAAGAAGAGAGCAAGCCGGAGAAGGCGAAAGAGGAAGAAGAGUUCUUUGCCCGGUAUGAGCAGGUCCAGGACAGCAUCAAUCCGAUCUACCGGUACGAGGGAGACGACGAUGGCGGUGGUGAACGAGUGGCGGAUGUGGGUUCGACGUUCAACAUUGGCGAGGUGGUGGAUCGGUUGAGGAAAGCGAAGGAACAGCGGAAGGGCAAGCGGGUGAACGACAGUGAGGGUGCAGAUCGUGGGGAGGGCGAGAGUUCAGCCAGCAGUGACAGUAGCCUGCGGGUGGAGGUGGGUAAGAAGCACGUGGAGCGGCAGCAGAACGAGGCGGACGGUAAUGAGUUGGAUGUCAGCGUGUCAGGCGAGCCUGUGAUUCUGUCAUGGGUCUCGUUGGAGGUAAAUUCCAUGGUGAACGCAACAUCCGGAGACAGCAUGUCUGUGCGUUGGUACCUGGGCAGCGACUUUGGCGACGAACACAACUUCCAAGUCGAACCGUUUUUUGAAAACGUGCUCGGUAGUGAAGCCGAACAGUGUGCUUGCCAGGUUCCAGCGCUCGCCAUUGGGCGGUACGUCCGCGCUGUCGUGACCCAGGUGGUCUAUGGCUGGAAACCACUGGGCUACGAAGCCACCGUCGGUCAGGCAUACGACCCAUUAAAACCCAAUAGCGAGAUCAGAGACACCAACAACGUCCGUAGACUUACCUCAUCCAUCACUAUCGGACCUGCUAGACUACCAGAGAAGUGGUAUUCUUUGUACUACCUUGUACUCUAUCCCUCGUCAGACAUCUCACCCGUGGAUGGGACAGCGGAAAGUGCGACGACCGCAACGGUUAACCUCGACGCAAAAGGUGACGCAAAACGGAAGAUAGAGGUGAAGGUGGUCCAUCCCUCAAGCAACAAGGUCAGAGAAGGAGUGAGGGAACUCGAUAACGAUGACGAAGAAGGGGAGGAGGGCAAUUGUGUAGACAGACAGGAAACGGCUGCAUUAAAGGCUGGAGUGGAAUUUCUCACUGUCAGAUCCCGACAGCCAUCCGACGCCCUUCGCUUCUGGGAGGAGAGCUUGAAGAGGGAGGAAUGGUCCAAGGCGGCCGCGGAAGUGCUCAAAAUCCCGUACGAGAAGUUCUUAUUGAGACUCUCCUCCGAGUCGCUGGCUCCAGGCAGUCCCAAAGAGAUGGUCCUAAGGUUACUGGAGCGUGUUCCACCGAAGCGACACGAGCAGAGAGAGGAUGUCAAGUUUGUUGCCAAAGAAAACCAGGCCGACCUUCUCUACUUCUGGGGGCUAAUCAACUGCGUUCAAGCCAGCUGGGACGAAACGUUGGUGAAUGCCAUCUCGGACCAGGACAUGACCCCUUUUGAAUUCUGCUCGGUUCUUCUCCAAAAGUGGCUGCUCAAAAUGAAACGACGGGAUCUCGUGAAAAUGACCUGA